Nymphalis io (European peacock) is the source of this 7242-nucleotide messenger RNA. Its product is annotated as fatty acid synthase-like. Gene Ontology annotation, molecular function: 3-oxoacyl-[acyl-carrier-protein] synthase activity; phosphopantetheine binding; fatty acid synthase activity. NCBI's taxonomy places the organism in Eukaryota, Metazoa, Arthropoda, Insecta, Lepidoptera, Nymphalidae. The record is from RefSeq and is a predicted model, not a curated record. Bases 1 to 7242 code for a protein of 2413 amino acids. Gene Ontology annotation, biological process: fatty acid biosynthetic process. The transcript is spliced from 40 exons.
AUGGCACCCACAACCGUCCCAGAAGAUAGGCUAACUUCGGGGUACUGCCUGUCGCAAUCAGAAUCUGGAGAAGAAGUCGUCAUCACGGGCAUAUCUGGAAACUUUCCUGAUUCGGACUCUAUUAUUCACUUGCAAGAAAAUUUGUUUAAAAAGGUGGACCUUGUAUCAGACGACAGUCGUCGUUGGAAACUGGCUCACCCUGAGAUCCCACAGCGUACCGGCAAAAUCAACUAUAUUAAGAAAUUUGACGCAUCCUUUUUUGGAGUGCACUACAAGGAGUCGCACACCAUAGACCCUAUGUGUAGAAUCAUUAUGGAGAAAACAUAUGAAGCUGUCAUCGACGCUGGUUUGAAUCCAAAGGAACUGCGGAACACUAAGACUGGUGUGUUCAUUGGUUCUAGCUUCACCGAGUCUGAGAAUACAUGGUGGUAUGAAAAAAUGCAGGUCAAUGAGUUCGGCUAUUCAGGCUGCUCCCGAGCCAUGUUUGCUAACCGUAUAUCCAAAUGGCUUGGAGUCAACGGUCCGUCCUACACUAUAGACUCAGGUUGCUCAAGUUCCCUUUAUGCCAUGGAACAUGCGUUCAAAGCUAUACGUGAUGGCUAUUGUGAUACAGCUAUUGUUGGAGGAUCGAAUUUAUGCCUCCAUCCCUACGUCUCUAUGCAUUUAUUUAGACUGGGCGCAAUAUCACCUGAUGGAAUAUGUAAGAGUUUCGACAACAGUGCAAAUGGUUAUGCUCGAUCCGAAGCCAUUGUCGUUUGUUUAUUGCAGAAGGCUAAAGAUUCAAGAAGAGUCUAUGCUCAAAUUGUUCACGCUAAGACUAAUUGUGAUGGGUAUAAGGAACAUGGUAUCUCCUACCCUUCUGGUGACAUGCAGAAGGUAUUGGUCAGGGAAUUUUAUGAAGAGUGUUCUAUUCCACCCAGCUCUCUCGAAUAUUUAGAAGCACAUGGAACGGGUACGAAGGUAGGAGACCCCGUAGAGCUUAACGUUAUUGGUGACAUUUUCUGUACUGGAAGAUCUGAGCCUCUUAUGAUAGGAUCUGUUAAGUCUAAUAUGGGACACAGUGAACCAACUUCAGGUCUUUGUUCUAUUGCAAAGCUCUGCAUCGCGUAUACAACAGGGUAUAUUCCUCCAAAUAUUAAUUAUAAGAAUCCAAAAGAAGGGGUACCAGCCCUCAAGGAGGGGAAACUCAAGGUGGUAACGGAAAAGCAACCGUGGGGUAGUGGGUUGGCCGGUAUUAACAGCUUCGGCUUUGGAGGUGCCAACGCCCACGUUUUACUUAAGAAUAUCGCGAGAUCGAAGGUUAACGGUGGACUACCAUCAGAUGAUUUACCUCGAUUGGUCUGCGUAUCGGGUCGCACUGAAUCCGCUGUGGCUAAGAUUCUAGAUGACCUUGAGUCGAAAACUGUUGACGUUGAACUUGUUGGACUUUUACACGCGAUACAUGAUGAGAAUAUCAGUGGCCAUGGUGUUAGAGGAUACACUUUAUUGGGGUCGACACCAACUAAGAGCGUAUCACUAGCUCGGAGCAUCCAAUACUUAUCCGGUGCCCAUCUACCAGUGUGCUUUUUAUACUCGGGUAUGGAUUCUCAGUGGGCAGGAAUAGCUUCACAGCUCAUGAAGGUCCCAGUAUUUGCAACAGCUAUUUCCAAGUGCCACAAGGCUCUGGAGCCUAAAGGCAUAAACUUGACGAAGCUCAUAAUGAAUCCAGUUAAGACAAACGACAACAUCAUAAACUCCUUCAUUGGUAUCGCCGCUGUACAAAUUGGUCUUACGGAUGUCCUUAAAGCUGUGGGGAUUGAACCAGACUUCAUCGUUGGACACAGUGUUGGUGAAUUAGGUUGCGCUUACGCAGAUGGCUGUUUAACAGUGGAACAGAUGAUUCUCUCUGCAUAUUAUAUAGGUUUGGCUUCCAUCGAAACUCCAAACAUUAAAGGAUCUAUGGCUGUUGUGGGUCUUGGAUAUAAUGAUAUAAAUACAUUACUUCCACCUGAACUUGAAGUGGCAUGCCAAAAUGGACCUGAUUCCAGUAUCAUUACUGGCCCAGCGAAUACGAUGAGGACUUUUGUCGCCAAAUUAUUAGCGCAAGGAAUCUAUGUCGAAGAUGUAACUUGCUAUAAUAUCGCCUACCAUUCGCGAUACAUCGCUAAAGCUGGACCAAUACUUCUUAAAUAUUUGAAGGAAGUAAUUCCAGCUCCGAAACAGCGUUCAGAACGCUGGUUUUCCACUUCUAUUCAGCAGGCAUCGUGGAAAGAUCCCAAGGCUGAGUUGUCUUCCGCUGAAUACCAUACCAACAAUUUACUGAGUCCAGUAUUCUUCGAGGCGGCAACUCAUUUAAUCCCUGCAAAUGCGAUCACAAUAGAAAUAGCCCCAAAUGGCCUCCUGCAGGCAAUUUUACGUCGAUCUCUUAAGAAGGAUGUCAUCAACGUUACUUGUUAUGAGAGUAAACAGGACAACGUAGAGGUUCUCUUCACGGCUCUGGGCGAGUUGUACAAAGCUGGAUUGAACCCGCACCUAGCUAACAUUUACCCGACUGUAAAUUUUCCCGUUUCGCAAGGAACUCCCAUGCUUUCACACCUCGUAGAAUGGGAACACAGUGAGGACUGGUACGUGACGUCAUAUGAUAACCAAAACAAGAUGAAGUCUGGUGAGAGAACAGUGAAAGUGUCCAUUACUCAUGAAGUCUACGAUUAUAUGGUCGGUCACGUCAUUGAUGGUCGUAACUUGUACCCAGCUACUGGUUACAUACUGAUGGUGUGGGAGAGUCUUGCUGGGAUGAUGGGACAGCUAUUUACGGAAGUGUCCGUGGUUUUCGAAAACAUUCGAUUCCUAAGAGCUACUAAUAUCCCUAAAAGAGGAAAAUUGGAGUUCAUUGUUAUGAUCCAAAGAGGAACUGGACAGUUUGAGGUCGUUGAAAGCGGUGCAUCCGUUGUAACCGGACGUAUAUACGCUAAGAAGAACAUUGGACAAGAUUACUGUGCGCUUCCUUCCGAAUCCACGGCAUGUAAUGAAAAACUUCUACUCACAAAAGACUUCUACAAGGAGCUACGUCUAAGAGGCUAUCAAUACAGCGGCCUUUUCCGAGGAGUCCUUGGAUGUAAUGUGGAGGGUACCCAUGGCCGUUUGGCUUGGGACGAAAACUGGGUCACCUUCAUGGACUGCCUGCUACAGAUGAAAAUCAUCAGCGAAGAUACCCGAGGACUAUUCGUGCCCACGAUGAUUGAAAGGCUCAGCAUAGAUGGACAUAUGCAUUAUGACGCUUUAUCCAAAAUGAACAAAAAUCAAGCAAACCCGUCGUUUGAGCUUAGAGUGUAUCCUUAUGUUGAUAUUAUUAGGGCUGGUGGUGUGGAAAUUCGAGGUUUACACACGACACCAAUUUCAAGAAGAAUUCCUCUUGGCGUACCAGUUUUGGAAAAGAACGUAUUUAUUCCCAACAUAGGAAAGUCUAAAAUGAAGAUUGAAGACAUUCUUAGAAGCAACGUCCAGCUUGUACUUGAAAACAUACAAACUUAUAAAGUUAAAAGUAUUGAAAUUGUUGAUGAUGAGUACAAAACUAACGGAUUCGAACCUAUACUGGAUAAAGUCGCAGACGUCUUAAAUGACCUGCCUUUGGUGCAACAUGAAUUGUCUGUUAUCUCCGAGAAUGCUAUUGAAAUGCCUUCAAAUAUUCCUGUGGAAAAUAAAAUGUUGAUUGGAGAAAACAAUAUCCUCAUACUAAUCGGUGCUAAUCUACUUCAGAGACCUGAAGUACUUAAAAAUGCGUCAGCCGCUCUUCGACCCAAAGGGUUUAUCAUGAGCCGAGAGAAAGAAGCCAUUAAUCCAAAAGAUUUUUCUGAUAAAUACGAUAUUAUUACCAUACACAAUACUGGUUUUGAAUACAUAGUUCUCUUCCGAAAACGAUUUGGUGCAAAGCCGGCUAAAUUCAUUAAAAUAGUCUCGACUGAUCAAACUUUUGCUUGGAUAGAUAAAAUUAAGGAGGAACUAGAAACAGGACAAAAAAUAGUUAUAUAUAGUCAAGAUGAGGACGUAAAUGGACUAUUAGGUUUCAUUAACUGCCUGAGGAAGGAACCUGGUGGAGAAGUUGUCUGCGGUUUAUUAAUUGCCGAUCCAUCGGCACCACCAUUCAAUCCAGAUUUAGAAUUUUAUGAAGACCAAUUGGAUAUGGAUUUGGCUAUUAAUGUUUAUCAGGAAGGCCAAUGGGGAACGUACCGGCACUUACUUUUGGGUGACUUGGAUACAAUCCAGUCGCAUAAUGCCUUCGUGAACAUCGUCACUAUUGGAGAUCUGACUUCACUAAGGUGGCUCGAAGGACCCAUCAAAGAGAAUCCAGUUUUCAAGAACCCGGAUAAUGUUCUUAUACAUGUAUAUUGUGCGGCUUUAAACUUCCGCGAUGUAAUGACGGCUAUGGGACGCGUGUCGAUCGACGCCGUCGCUAAAGGCAGACUUGCACAAGAGUGCGUUCAAGGGCUCGAGAUUGUUGGCAGAACAAGCAAUGGUACCAGAGUUAUGGGCAUGGUGAAUGGUAUGUCUAAUAUGUUGGUAGUAGAUAAAUCAAUCUUAUGCGGCUUCCCUGACGAGUGGACUUUCGAGGAGGCUGCAAGUGUGCCUGUGGCAUACGGAACAGUAUAUUAUGCCUUGAUAAUGGUAGGCCAGAUGCAAAGAGGAGAAUCAAUCUUAAUCCAUGCCGGCUCUGGUGGUGUUGGUCAAGCAGCUAUCAACGUCGCUCUUCGUUACGGAUGCGAAGUGUUCACUACAGUUGGUACACCAGAGAAAAAAGCCUUCAUCAAGAGGCUUUUCCCGCAACUUAAAGACAGUCAUAUCGGUAAUUCUCGUGACACGUCCUUCGAAGACAUGAUCAGGAAAGAAACAAACGGAAAGGGAGUGGAUAUGGUCCUCAACUCACUUGCCGAUGAAAAAUUACAGGCUUCUGUUCGCUGCCUCGGCUAUCGAGGCCGCUUCCUAGAAAUCGGAAAGUUUGACAUCUUCAAUAACACGCUUAUUGGAAUGUACUUUUUCCUGAAAGAGAUCUCCUUCCACGGAAUCAUGUUGGAUUCCAUUUUCGCCCAAUCCUACGAAUUUAGAAAGACCCUUCAACGUCUACUGUUAUCUGGUAUCGAGAGCGGAGCUGUUCGUCCGCUAACACACUGCACUUUCGAGAAGAAUCAACUCGAGACCGCAUUCAGAUACAUGGCCUCUGGAAAACAUAUUGGAAAGGUUAUUAUUAAAAUUCGUGAUGAGGAACGAAGCGUUCAUUUUACAAAACCAAAGAGUAUAUACAUGGAAGCUGUUCCUAGAUACAUGUGUGAUGAAGAAUUAGUAUACAUUGUGGUGGGUGGUCUCGGAGGUUUCGGUUUGGAACUAGCAGACUGGCUCAUCAUAAGGGGAGCCAGAAAAGUACUACUCAUCUCAAGGCGAGGUGUAAGUAAUGGUUACCAAUUAUCACGGUUAAGAGCCUGGAAGGGUUAUGGAGCUGAUGUCCAAAUUUCAACUCACGAUAUCACAACAGAGGAAGGAUGUGAACAAAUGUUGAAGAUGGCGAACGCUAUGGGAGAUGUUGAGGCGAUAUUCAACUUGGCAGUUAUAUUAAAAGAUUCCCUCUUUGAGAAUCAGACUCCUGAAUCAUUUAAGAUAUCUUUUGCACCCAAAGCACAGGCUACGAUGAAUUUGGAUAAGUUAUCCCAGGAAUUUUGUCCAAAAUUAAAGGACUUCGUGAUAUUCUCAUCGGUCUCUUGCGGUCGCGGUAAUGCUGGUCAGACCAAUUACGGCUUCUCCAACUCCGUGAUGGAGAGGGUCUGUGAAAGGAGAAAGAAACUCGGCCUUCCUGCACUCGCCGUGCAAUGGGGUGCCAUCGGUGACGUUGGUCUUGUAGCAGACAUGCAAGAUGAAGACGUCCAAUUGGAAAUCGGCGGAACUCUCCAACAAAGAAUUUCUUCCUGUCUGCUCUCUCUCGAUAAGUUCUUGAAACAGGAUGCCGUGAUAGUGUCUUCAAUAGUAGUAGCCGAAAAGAAGGCUGGUGGUUCUGGGUGUGGAAGCAUUGUGGAUGCUGUUGCCCAGAUUUUGGGUGUUACGGAUCUAAAGAGAGUGUCUCAUCAAGUGUCGCUUGCGGAACUGGGUAUGGACAGUAUGAUGGCUAUCGAAAUCAAACAGACCUUAGAGCGGGAAUAUGAAAUUUUCCUGACAGCAGCAGAUAUCAGAACCUUGACAUUUUCAAGAUUACUAGAACUAACAGCUCAAAAAGAAGCAGCAGCAUCGACAUCGGUGUCAGUACAUCAAUCCAGUAAUGAAGAUGCGGUUGGUCUCAGAAUUCUCAUGAGGAACUUUGGUGAUGAAACUGAAGCCUUUAAACCUUUCAUAUACAUGCCAUCUUUAGUUAGCGAUGGCUCUCCGACCGAUACAUCAGUUUAUAAAAAGGCGUCGAUAUUGUUCAUGCUGCCCGGUCUAGAAGGUUGCGCUGCGGUAAUGGCGCCCUUAUGCCGUAGGCUUAAGAUUAAGAUCUGCGUCCUGCAGUGCGCGAAUAAUGAAAAAAAGCAGGAUACUUUAGACUCUUUUGUCAAUAGGUUACACAAGGUAGUAAAAUUAAAACUAACUCCUGGAAGUCCGUACAUACUUCUUGGAUACAGUUUUGGUACCCUACCCAUGUUGAAAUUGGCGAGCGUAUUGGAAAACGAAGGUCACAACGGUACGAUAUUCUGCAUAGACGGCAGUCCUGAUUACCUUUACGGCAUACUCACAAAGACAAUGUCCGUCAAAAGUGACACCCAGUUACAAAACAGCCUGAUUUGUAAAACAAUCGAUAUAAUCGCUCCGAAAAACGAAAUCAGUGGGACACUCAUGGAGAAACUUAAAGAAAUCGAAUCGUACGAUGAAAGAAUUAAUUAUGCGUUGAAGGUAUCUUCAGCACAGCUUAAAUACACAGAUAAAUUUAUAAAAUUUAUUGCGACUGCUAGUUUCGACCGUCUCAAAAUGAUCCUUAAUCAAAGUGAAUUGAAGACGAUCAAAGCUCCAAUAGUUCUAUUGCGUCCGAAAGAUAACCCAAAAUUCUUUAUGAUAGAUGAAAAUUAUGGUCUGGACAAACUCACAAGAGGUUCGGUGACGGUUCAUUUCGUCGAAGGUAAUCAUAUCACUAUAAUAGAGAACAAGGAUUGUGCAAAUAUUAUCAAUAGAGUUUUAGCUGAACUAGAUGGAAGAAAGAUGGGCAAGAACAUUGUAAAUAUGGUCAAAACACAACAGUUAAUAGAAGCUUAA